UUGUUCUUCUCUUUAAAAUUUCUGGGUAAAUCAGGUUUUGGGUCCCUCAUAUUUUUUAUUUAUUUUGUGCAGGAAAUGGUCAGACUUCCUUCCUCAAUUUCACUCUAUUUCCCAUAUACAAUGUGAGACAUUAACUUAUUUUCUUUAUUCGAAACACCAGCUUCGUUAAAUGAGUUGAGGGAAAAGGUACUUGAGAAAGAAAAAUGGGAACCUUAAAACUUUGGUUUACCCGAAAUUUCUUAACUUUAAUUUUGAUUUUUAGCUUUCUAAAUAUAUUUAAUCUAUUUAUUCACAAGAAUGGAGUGGUUUAAUGGAACAGUUGACGAUGCUUUGACUGAAUAUCAACAAAAGAGAGGAAUUUUGAUUGUUUAUGUUUAUGCAGAAAAUGAUGACAACUCCUCAAAACUCGAUGACCUUUUAAACUCGUUGGACAUUUCUGUUUUUGAAAGUAUUCCUUAUGUUGCUAUUCGUAUGGUUAAAGAAUCUGAAAAUGCUAAACAAUUUGCCCAAUUCUUUCCUACGCUUACUGUUCCAGUUUGUUAUAUUUUGGGGAUGAAUGCUCAACCUUUGGAGGUAAUUACAGGAUUGUCGGGCGUCACUUCAGACAAAUUGUUGGGUGAAUUUAAGAAGGCUGUUUUGUUAUUUAAAGAACAAAUUGGUGAAAUGAAGAAAGAUGACAUUCCUAAAGACAAAGUAGCGGAUCGAAUUGAGGAUAAAAAGGAAGAAACUGUUGUUGAGCAGAAAGAAGAGGCUGCUCCAGGAGAUGCAGGAGCUUCUGCUGAUGCGACAACUAGUCAGGAGAAAUUGGAAUAUUAUCGCAAAUUGCUUGAAGAGAAGAAAAAAUCUGAUGCUAAAAAAGAAGAGGAGGAAAAACAUAAAAAAGAAAUGGAACGUCGAAUGGAUGGUAAAGCAAUGGCUGAACUUCGUGAAAAACAAAGAGAAAGAGAAUUGAAAGAAGCAGCAGAAGAGCGUCGUCGUCAAAAAGCGGAAGAUGCUCAAGCAUUGCAACGAUUAAGAGACCAAAUUAAAUUGGAUAAAGAAGAACGUGCUGCUGCGGCUGCUUCUAAAAAUGGAACUGCUGGAGAAGAAAAUGCUAAAAAGGCAGAAAAGAAAGUGGAGACUGUGGAGAUGAAUAAGCCUGUUAAUAGUGAUGAAUGCCGUAUUCAGUGCCGUUUUCCGGAUGGUCAAACUUUAAUUAAAGUCUUCCCGUCUAAGGAACUUCUUCAAGUUGUUUUUGAUGCUGUUAAUGAGGAUGCUCGCAAACCUCCAAGUUUUUUUCUGAUGCAAACUUAUCCUCGUAAGAAGUUGACUGAUAUGAAUAAAUCGUUAUUGGAGUUGGGUCUUACUCCUUCUGCUGUUUUACUUGUCGUUUCGUCAAAAGAUGGAGAUGAAAACAAUCGUGGAGGUGGAUCAAUACUCCCAACAUAUGGAUAUUUUGAAAUGCUUAUUGGAUUCUUUUUUCUUCCAUUUUCGGCAAUAUGGCGUUUUUUAAAUUCUUUUUGGAAUAAUGGAGGAAGAACAAAUCAAAGAGGAACAAUAAAUACUUUGAGAGAAAAUAAUGACAAAAAUGAUGCCAACAAGAAUUCUUCCAAAAAGAAAAAUGAUAAAGGAGAAUCGACUGUAAAGGAUGGAAAUAUAAGACGAUUUAAAGAAGAUGCAGAUGAUCAUUCCGAUUCUGAAGCUAUGUGGAAUGGAAAUUCAACACAACAAUUGUAAAAAAUUUUGUGAUUUAAAAUUGUUUUAAAAAUUUUGGAAUUUAUGUUGGGUAUGCUUUUUUAAUUAUUUUUAUUUCUGCAAUCUAAAAGAGGGUGGGUGGGUGGGGGAACCUAAAAUAAUCAGGUCUAAUUAUGAAAAAUUUUUACAAGUUUUACUAAAAUAGAAAUUCUGCCUAAAUUUCUAAUUAAAGUUUUGAUUAAAAAAAUUUUAGGGGUUUGGUCAGUUUGAAGUUGUGAUAUCUUCGGAUAGGUUCUCGGGUUAGUUUAGGAUAUAUAAUUCUUGAUUUUAGUUUGUUGUGUUGAAUAUUAUCCACAAUUUUGGUUUCGCUUUUUUAAUUUUAAGGGUCUUGCUUUUACAUUAAUGCUCCUUGCAUUGUUCAACAAAGCCCUCCCUGCCUUUGCCAAUUUUCACAAUUGCCAUAUCCUAAACUGCCGACUGCAGUCAAAUCUAGGAUUACUUAAUUUUAAAAUUCAAAAAUUUAAC
Messenger RNA from Meloidogyne enterolobii, 2199 nucleotides. NCBI's taxonomy places the organism in Eukaryota, Metazoa, Nematoda, Chromadorea, Rhabditida, Meloidogynidae. The record is from the annotation of a GenBank genome assembly.